This is a messenger RNA of Mercurialis annua (annual mercury), 3407 nucleotides long. Its product is annotated as pentatricopeptide repeat-containing protein At1g08070, chloroplastic-like. The record is from RefSeq and is a predicted model, not a curated record. Bases 149 to 2548 code for a protein of 799 amino acids. Gene Ontology annotation, molecular function: protein binding; zinc ion binding; RNA binding. The transcript has 2 exons. Lineage: Eukaryota; Viridiplantae; Streptophyta; Magnoliopsida; Malpighiales; Euphorbiaceae. Gene Ontology annotation, biological process: RNA modification.
AAAAUCUCAAUCCACCAAUGUCCCGCUAAAACAGAUGCAGCAUGAACAGUAGUUUCUCGCGGGAUUUUCAAAUUCAAAAUCAAAUCAGCUAAACCAAAAUUUAAAGAUUUAAACUCACCAAUUACUAACAACUGAUUAAAUUUCUUCUAUGAAUUUAACGAAACAAAACUAUUUUUCCGCCGCUACAAAGUUCAGAACAUUCUUCAGUUCCAGACCCAGAAUCAAUCCAACCAUAACUCUUUCAAUUUUAGAAACCCUUUUGAAUCACCAUUGCAAAAACUUCAAACAAUUCAGUCAAAUCCUCUCUCAAACGAUCUUCACCGGUUUACUCAACGAUAAUUUCGCCGCUAGCAAGCUUCUCAAGUUCUCAACCGACGCAAAUUUCAUUCAUAUCAAUCACUCUUAUAAAAUCUUCGACACAAUUAACAACCCAAAUGCAUUUCUUUUCAAUACAAUGAUGAGAGCUUAUGUUCAAACAAAUGUACCCAGUAAUUCAAUGGGUAUGUAUAAAUUGAUGCUGAGAGAGAAUGUUGAGCCUGAUAAUUUUACGUAUCCGAUUUUAAUUCAGUCCUGCGCGAUUAGAGUGUCGGAAUUUGAAGGGAAGAUGAUUCAUUGUCAUGUUAUGCAGACGGGUUUUGAGUUUGAUGUGUAUGUGAAGAAUACUUUGAUUAAUUUGUAUGGUGUUUGUGGGAAAUUGAGCUAUGCUCGUAAGGUGUUCGAUGAAAGUCCUGUGUUGGAUUUGGUUUCUUGGAAUUCUAUGUUGGCUGGGUAUGUUUUGGUGGGUGAUGUUGAGGAGGCUAAGUGUGUGUAUGAGAGGAUGCCGGAGAGGAAUGUUAUUGCGUCGAAUUCGAUGAUUGUGUUGUUUGGUAAGAAAGGUGAUGUUGAUGAGGCUUUCAGAUUGUUUGAUGGAAUGCCCAAGAGGGAUUUGGUGUCGUGGAGUGCGUUGAUUUCGGGUUAUGAGCAAAAUGAAAGAUAUGAGGAGGGUUUGGUAAUGUUUCGGGAUAUGAUUGGUUAUGGAAUUAUGGUGGACGAGAUUGUGUUGGUUAGUGUUCUUUCAGCGUGUGCUAAUUUAGUGAUGAUUAAGAUAGGUAAAUUGGUUCAUAGUUUGGCUGUGAAAAUUGGGAUUGAGUCUUAUGUUAACCUUCAAAAUGCUUUGAUUUACAUGUAUUCAAGUUGUUGGGAAGUAGAGAGUGCACAAAAGCUGUUUGGUGGGGGUGACUGCUUGGACCAGAUAUCAUGGAAUUCUAUGAUAUCCGGGUACUUGAAAUGCGGGGAAGUUGAAAAAGCCAAGGCUCUAUUUGAUUCGAUGAUUGAUAAGGAUAUUAUUUCAUGGAGUGCAAUGAUAUCAGGUUAUGUUCAGCAUGAUAGAUUUGCUGAGACAUUGACAUUGUUUCAAGAAAUGCAGGUUAAUGGAGUUAAGCCUGAUGAGACAACUUUAGUAAGUGUGGUCUCAGCUUGCACCCACUUGGCCGCCCUUGACCAAGGAAAAUGGGUCCAUGUUUAUGUAAGAAAGAAUGGCCUAAAGAUUAAUGUCAUUCUGGGUACAACCCUUAUAGAUAUGUACAUGAAAUUUGGAUGUGUUGAAAAUGCUUUAGAAGUUUUCCAUGGAAUGGAGGAGAAAGGAGUGUCCACUUGGAAUGCUGUCAUUCUCGGUUUGGCACUGAAUGGGUUAGUAGACAAAUCACUUGAUACAUUUUCAGAGAUGAAGGAAAUUGGUGUUAUGCCUAAUGAGAUAACAUUUGUGGCAGUUCUUGUUGCUUGUAGACACAUGGGCUUAGUAGAGAAGGGGAGGUGCUAUUUUAGUUCUAUGAUCCAGGAGCACAAGAUAGACCCCAACCUCAAGCAUUAUGGAUGCAUGGUUGACCUUCUAGGACGUGCAGGUUUGCUUAAAGAAGCAGAAGAACUCAUUCAGAAUAUGCCUAUAACACCUGAUGUUUCCACUUGGGGUGCCUUGCUUGGGGCUUGUAAGAAAUUCGGGGACAAUGAUAUGGGGGAGCGGGUUGGAAGGAAGCUUAUUGAACUUCAUCCUGACCAUGAAGGAUUCCAUGUGUUGCUAUCUAAUAUCUAUGCUUCAAAAGGUAACUGGGAUGGUGUUCGUGAGAUUAGGGGAAUAAUGAUACGACAUGGAGUGAUGAAGACCCCAGGGUGUAGUAUGAUCGAAGCAAAUGGAAUAGUUCAUGAAUUCCUUGCAGGCGAUAAAACACACCCUCAAAUUAAAGAUAUCGAUAAUAUGCUCGAUGAAAUGGCUAAGAAAUUAAAGAUGGAAGGUUAUGCACCAGAAACACACGAUGUUUCCUUUGACAUUGACGAUGAAGAGAAGGAAACUACUCUGUUUAGACAUAGUGAGAAGCUAGCAAUCGCCUUUGGGCUUAUCAGUAUUGAGCCACCAACACCAAUCAGGAUAAUGAAAAAUCUGCGGAUAUGUAAUGAUUGUCACAUGGCAGCAAAGCUGAUUUCUAGAGUUUUUGAUCGCGAAAUUGUGGUGAGGGAUAAUCAUCGUUUUCACCACUUCAGACGGGGUUCCUGUACUUGCAUGGAUUACUGGUAGAAAAUAGCUUAGAAUGGGUAAUGUGCUUCCAAAUAACCUCAUUAGUGCAUGGCGACUGGUGUGCUGCCAAGCCUACAAAAGCAAGUGUUUUGGCAAAAACAAAUCGCUUACUAAAUGAUGAUAUAGCUGAGAAAUGGGAAUGAGUAAGGGCAGUGCCAUCUCAAAAAGGAGAGAAUUAUGAGAAUAAGACCUGAAAAAUUCCAGGGUGAUGUAAAUGGGGAGCACUGCAGAUAUUAGUAACAUGGUUAAUAUGCUUCAGCAGGCAUCAUAUUAUUGACUCGUAAUUUUUCGCGGCUUUGACAGAUAAUUAUAUCAGAUAGCUAUAAUAUAUCUCAUCUACUGUGAAAAUUGUAUUCUUGUAAGGUUAUUUGUCCAUUAUGAGCCUGAAAUCACAUCAUAUGCCUCAAGUGAAGAAUUUUUAUGCUUAAGAGGGCUGCUGUGAGUUUCUAAGAUCAACUCUUUUGCCUGGGAGCUUUAACAUCAAAUUUCAGAAAAGUAGAGGCCUAAAGGGGAUACAUUGUAACAUUAAGGGGUUACAAAACCAUUGCAACACAGAAUGGAAAAUCAUUGAUCGUUUUCAACGAGAUGGUGUCCUAAAGGCAAAGCUCUCAAUAUCAAGUGACAUUCGCGUGUUGAGAUCAUACCUCCCUCGUAAGAAGCUACUCUGGUUGUAAUGGAGUUUGAAGAUUAUCAUAUGUUUCGAAUUUGCAAAGUAGAUUUAUAGAUCACCUUAUUACUUGAGCUCUUGCUGUUGUUUUUCAGUUUUGGUCCCAUAAAGAGGAAUUAUUGUAUUCAGUGACAAAAAAAACUCAUAUUUCAUGAAAUAAACUAAUGAACUUCUGCAUGAAAAAGCAGAGUU